AUGACCACUUUGUUUUUUUCAAACCUCGGCUUGAUAAAUAUUGUGAUUGUGGCAUUAACUGGUUUGAGCUGCAGCAGUCCAAUCAAGUCUGCCGAGACUCACCACAGGACAUUAGUUGGCAUGGAUGCGAUCGACAAUCCUCUCCACAGUGCACAGGACUUUUUGAGUCACUUUCUGUCCACACUGAACCUCACCAGGUUAAGGUCCCAGCCUAGGAUGCCCACCACCCAGAAAGAGCCACUUUCAGAGUACAUGCUGGAGCUCUACAACCGAUUUGCCAAUGACCGCACUGCGGUACCAUCUGCCAGCAUUGUGCGCAGUUUCAAGAAUGAAGAUUAUUCCCUCCAAAAUAUUGGAACCACUGGUGUCCGGAUACAUCCCCUUCUAUUCAACAUCUCCGUACCACACCAUGAGCAUAUAACAACAGCUGAACUGCGACUCUUCAUGCUUGCACGUAAAGCCCAGAAACAUGCCGGCUUCAGCUGCAGGGUGACUAUCUACAAGAUACAUGAUGGUGCAGUUUGGACAAAAGAGGUGGGGAAAGAAGGGAGAGGGAGGGAUAAAGAGGAGGUGGCAGGGAUGGAGGAUGUGGAGGAACUGGUGACAAAGCACAUUCAUGCCAGAGAUAAUAGCUGGGUGUCAUUUGACCUCACUCAUGUGGUUACACUCUGGCAGAAGUCAGGGUACGCAGCUCAUAGGCUGGAGGUUCACAUUGAAAGCUUGGGGGCAGAUCAGCAAAUGGCCAUGCAACAAGAAAUAGGAGGUGGAAAAAGUUUGAUGGAGGUUGAUAUUGACAGGAGCAAGGAGGGGCAACACAAUUCAGUAAUUAUUGUGUUUUCAGAUGAAUCGACAAGAGAUCAAAAAGAAGACCGACAACAGCUCAGAAGUCAGAUGAUUAGACAUGAGAAUGACCUUCCUGAUAACACGAUUACAAGCCAACAACCUCUCAUUGAAAGUGCAAAUCGCAACUCUGACCACCCGGAACAGGACGACCUGGAUGAACAGUCUGUCUUGGAGCUGCAAUCCAACCUUAUCUACGACACACCCCCACGAAACCGCCGUAGUGCCAACCACGAGUCCUGCAGGCGGACACCUCUUUAUGUGGAAUUUAAAGACAUCGGAUGGGACUCAUGGAUUAUCCAGCCUCAGGGGUAUGAAGCAUACAAGUGCAAUGGUGUGUGCAGCACUCCCAUGACGUCAGAGGUUUCUCCCACCAAACAUGCCAUAGUGCAGACUCGGCUGAGUCUGAAGCACCCUGAACAAACAACUGCUGCCUGCUGUGUCCCCACAAAGCUGAAGCCAAUCUCCCUUCUUUAUCGUGAUAACGAUGUGGUCACUUUCAACCACAAGUAUGAGGGGAUGGUGGUGGCAGAGUGUGGCUGUAGAUAA
Molecule: messenger RNA, 1389 nt
Organism: Cyprinodon variegatus (sheepshead minnow)
Lineage: Eukaryota; Metazoa; Chordata; Actinopteri; Cyprinodontiformes; Cyprinodontidae
Product: bone morphogenetic protein 10-like
Exons: 2
Coding region: 1-1389 (462 amino acids)
Biological process (GO): BMP signaling pathway; SMAD protein signal transduction
Cellular component (GO): extracellular region
Molecular function (GO): cytokine activity; growth factor activity
Source: RefSeq, a predicted model, not a curated record